GGUGCACCAGGUCAACCACAGCAACAACAGCAAGGUGGAAUGGGUCAAUUAAUUUCAACCAUUAUUAGAUUCCUCUUAAUGUAUUACCUUGCAACUUUUGCAAUUAACAAAUUUUUUGGUACUCAAACAAGUACACCAGCUACUACAGACCCAACAGGCAUAGCAAACAAUAGCAAUAGCAAUACAACAAUAAAUAAUAAUAUUAGAUUAACAAACUCAUGGUCCGAAGGUUCAGAGUUUGAUUUAAAAGUAUAUUUUUCAGCAUCAGAAAACUAUAUUGGAGAAUGGUUAGUUUUGAAUGAAAAGGGCUUAACAUAUGAUUGGAGCGAACAUAACAAUAUCUAUAAAAAUUAUACAUUCGAUACACCAGAAUAUUUAAAAAACAAUGGUUCAUUAUACGCUCAUAUUAUUGCCACCAAACGUGCAUUUUUAAAUCAACCAAAAUCAUCAUUACAUAAAGUCCAUCAAUUAAAUACAUUCCUUGCAAGAGGUGAACCAAAAGGUAAACUUUUACUUUUUGAUGCAGAAGAGGAAGAGGAACAAGUUAAGCUUGAUCCAAAGGAAUAUAUCUCAUAUUUCAAGCCAACAUUAGCAUUGCAUCUAAUUGUCGAUUCAACUGUUUAUCCACCAGAAUCAAUUCCAAAAGAAAUUGUUCAAGGCUUUAAUAUUACAGGAAACAAAUAUUCACCAAUUAUUUAUUGUAACGAAUUUUGGUUAUUCAAAGAUUAUUUAAUUCCAGUUAACGAAACUGUUGAUAAAUUGUCAAUUGAAAUUAGUUAUUCAUCAAUGGGUCUUUUUAAAUGGCAAUUCCAAACUCAAAUUGAAAAAUCAUUUGAAAUGCAAGAGCAAUCAUUUGGUGCAGGCGCUGGCGCUGGUGAUGAUAUUAAAAGAAUGUUCCUUGAAAAUGAACCAUGGGUUUUGGUUUUAACAUUAAUAGUUUCAGUAUUACAUACAGUUUUCGAAUUUUUAGCUUUUAAAAAUGAUAUUCAAUUUUGGAAAAAUAAUAAAUCAAUGGAAGGUUUAUCAGUUCAAACUAUUACAUUAAAUUGUAUUUCAAGCACAAUUAUAUUUUUAUAUUUACUUGACCAUGAAACCAGUUAUAUGGUUCUUGGUGGUAUGGGUUUUGGAACCAUUUUAGAGUUUUGGAAAUUAACAAAAGCAGUACACAUUAACGUAGUUUGGAUGGAUAGCUUACCAUUACCAAAGAGACUUAAAUUCACCAACAAAGACGAUUAUGUUUCAAAAACCAAAGUAUACGAUGAUAUGGCUAUGAAAUACUUAUCAUGGGUCUUAAUGCCAUUGGUCAUUGGUACCUCAGUUUACUCACUCUACAACUACGAACAAAAGAGUUGGUAUUCAUGGGUUGUUUCAAGUUUAGUACGUACCAUUUAUACAUUCGAAUUUAUCAAGAUUACUCCACAACUCUUUAUCAAUUACAAAUUAAAAUCUGUUAGUCGUCUUCCAUGGAGAGUUUUCAUGUACCGUACUUUAAAUACUUUUAUCGAUGAUCUAUUUGCAUUCAUCAUUAAAAUGCCUUUAUUACAUCGUCUCUCUUGCCUUAAAGAUGAUGUCGUUUUCAUCAUCUAUCUCUAUCAAAGAUGGAUUUACCCAGUCGAUGUAAAUAGAGCCGAUUAUGGUUACGAAUCAGAUAAUGAUCCAGCAAUUUUGGCUUUAAAGAAAAAUCAAGAAACAGCCACAAAACAAAUUAAAGAGAAAAAUGAACAAGAAACUGAAAAUAAACAAAAGGAAGAGGACAAAGAAGAGGACAAAGAAGAGGAUAAAGAAGAAGAAGAAGAAAGCAAUACAAGCUCUAAUAAAGUUACAAAAAGAAAAACCAAAAAAAUUUAAUAAAUAAAAUAAUUAUAACAUUUAAUAC
Molecule: messenger RNA, 1876 nt
Organism: Dictyostelium purpureum
Lineage: Eukaryota; Evosea; Eumycetozoa; Dictyosteliales; Dictyosteliaceae
Exons: 3
Coding region: 40-1848 (602 amino acids)
Cellular component (GO): membrane; endomembrane system
Source: RefSeq, a predicted model, not a curated record